This is a messenger RNA of Paraglomus brasilianum, 547 nucleotides long. The record is from the annotation of a GenBank genome assembly. NCBI's taxonomy places the organism in Eukaryota, Fungi, Glomeromycota, Glomeromycetes, Paraglomerales, Paraglomeraceae.
AUGGUUGAUGCUACGUCUGGAAGUCAGAAUACCAACGAUUCGAUGGAUAUAUCCCCGGCAUUAUCUACCGCCUACUUCCCAAGUCUGCCCCAAUACUCAAGUCUGCCUGAAAAGCGCGUUAGUGAAUUUACCAGCAAAUCAUCCAGCAAGAAAGUGAAGAAGCAUGUUUCGAAAGAAGAUUCUCCUAUAUUAAAAAAACUUAUUGAGGAAUUGACAUCAACGAUACCUGAAAAUUCUAAAAAAGCAAUAGAAGUCAACGAAAGCACCAAUAAUUUUUUGUACCAUUAUAACAAAAUUAUGCAGACUGAAUCUAAAGCGAGUAGAGAAGUUAUUGAAAGUUAUUUCAACUUUGGUGAAGCUAUGAAAAAACGUUUCGAUUAUUAUAAGAAUCUGAAACAUGGAGAUCGAGCUUGCUUGGCUCUUGUUAAUGACGAAAUCCGGAAACAACUCCCCGAUAAUAUCACCAACGAUGCAUUGAAAAAAAGAAAAGAGCGAGCAGGAAAAAUAUAUGGUUUAUUUGUUAGUAUUGGUAAAGAGAAAAUAAGAG